Geosmithia morbida is the source of this 1545-nucleotide messenger RNA. RefSeq lists its product as uncharacterized. NCBI's taxonomy places the organism in Eukaryota, Fungi, Ascomycota, Sordariomycetes, Hypocreales, Bionectriaceae. The coding region runs from base 1 to 1545 and encodes 514 amino acids. The transcript has a single exon. The record is from RefSeq and is a predicted model, not a curated record.
AUGCAGAACCUCCAGCUUACCGAGGACAAUAUUGCACGUAGUUCCUCCAAGGCGGCCAGUCUAUACGAUACCAGUCUCUUGAAAGGGGUGUCUACACUGACAUCAGCUAUUCGCGGCGUGGCAACCAUGGACAAGCCUACCUUGGACAGUCUCACCGACGCCUGCUGCCGGUCACUCCGCUCCGCCUUGCACAGCGGCGACUUCACCAUCGACCAAAUAUACACCGUUAUGGAGCCACUAGGAGUCGGCGAGCUGGACCCGCGCCUCUCGGAGCCUCAGAUCCGAAGCAUCGACCGAUCCAUUGCUAAGACCGUCAUCUAUACGAUUGCCGUUCUGCGCCGGCAUAGCCAUGACAGCUUGUACGAGGGGGCGUGGUCUGCCAUUAUUGGCCACGUCUUCUCCAUGGCACCCAGCGUCUUCAAGUUCCGUCGAUUCAGCUAUAUCAUGAGCCAAGCGAGCCCCAUGGACAUCCAUAACAUUGACGACGCUCUAUACCGUCAAAUCAUACGCGAGUUUGCCUACACCCACGGCGACGGGCUACGGAACAGCGGGGUCAUCGCGCCGUGGACUAUGCGGUUGUCAUAUUUUGCCCGUUCCCUGGCACAGAUACCCCAGACCAAGUUCGAUUCCAUCUCCCGCGCCGUUACCGAAGAGGUGUGGCACCCAGACGGCAAACGCCAACAUCGGUUCACUUGGCUCCUCAUACAGGCCCAGCUAAGCCACUCCACGGCCCAAGAUAUGGCUGCCCUGACCCUAGAGUACCAAGAUGAGUACGGUCCCAUGUCGGGUUCCGAAUUGCGUGUGCUGGCGAUGGCGCGUCUCGUGUCCGAGGGCCGACUAGAUCUACAGACCACCUUUCAGCUGAGCCGGAUGUACCGCGCGCAGCCGUGUUCCCGCUGGCCAGAUCUGGCUGAGGCGGUCAUGGAUCUGGGCGGUACCGACUCGCUCAAGAGCCUGGUGCGCUGGCUCCAGUCAAUAAGAGGGUUGAGCUGCCUCAUCCGCUCCCUCAUCUUUACUAAUAUCGACCCGGAGGAAAGCGGCCUAGCCCUGAGCUCCCGGCGCGUCAUGGGCAAGAUAAUGGAAGACGCCGGCAUAAGCCCGCGCUCGCUAGAAGCAGAGGUCGAUUUCAUCAGCGCCAAGAGGCUAAAGAUCCGGGGCCGCGGCACUGAUAUCCCCCCUUCCGAGCUCAAGAGUCGCAUGCACAUGCGUCGCGGCAUGAUGGAGUUCCUUGAGUGGCUGGCUCACUGGUACUUGCUGUCCCCGCUCCUGACGGACCGCCAGGCCCUCCGCGGUGUGGAGUGGUGCCUCGUCCGCUACGAGUGGAUGGCCAACGAUAACGGUCGCGGCUCCUCCGUCGUCCUCGCCGUUCUUGCACGCGUCCUCAUGCGCGACCUCACUGCCGGGCAAUGGGGUCGCACAUCGCGCCUCAGGUGGCUCAUGACGAAGAUUGAGAAGUACCAGGGUCACGAGCAGGCUAGAAAGGCUCUCAAGACUCUCAACGAUUGGCGCAACAUGACUUCCGCUCAACAGGAGAAACGUCCUUAG